This is a messenger RNA of Diospyros lotus (date-plum), 1164 nucleotides long. Its product is annotated as nudix hydrolase 18, mitochondrial-like. Gene Ontology annotation, molecular function: pyrophosphatase activity. Lineage: Eukaryota; Viridiplantae; Streptophyta; Magnoliopsida; Ericales; Ebenaceae. Gene Ontology annotation, cellular component: cytoplasm; nucleus. The transcript has 5 exons. The coding region runs from base 295 to 891 and encodes 198 amino acids. The record is from RefSeq and is a predicted model, not a curated record.
CUGCCCGGCUGUCUCUGCAAAUCUAUAAAUGAGUCUCUCUCAAACUUCACCGUCUCCAGCGAGAGAGAGAGAGAGCCUUUUCAUCUACUUUCGGAUGUUUUUUGGGUUCCCAAACCCAAGCAAUCCCUUUAUAGUACUCACCCCGCUGGAUCUUUCCAAUUUCCCGCUAAUAUUUUGAUUUUCCUCCCAAUCCAGAUUCCUUUCCCCUUUCGAGCAACGGGGUGUCCAUUUCUUCCCGUUUCUUGGAAACUUUCUUGGAAAAUCUUCCGACCCAGAAAUCACAGCAAAGGACAAAUGUUGUCUUUGGAGGCUUCCCGCACGGGCAGACAGUUCCAGCGAUACGACGAAGGCUGCCGCCAAGUCGUAGGAUGCAUACCCUACAGAUACAAGAAAGGCAACCAAUAUAUUGAAGAUCUAGAAGUUCUUCUAAUCAGCUCCCAAAAGGGCCAAUCCUUUUUCUUCCCAAAGGGAGGUUGGGAAAUUGAUGAGUCGAUGGAAGAGGCUGCUUCUCGAGAGACCCAAGAAGAAGCUGGUGUUAUCGGCUUUGUUGAGUGUCAAUUGGGUAAAUGGAGAUUUCAGAGCAAAAGCCAAAACACAAUUCACGAGGGAUACAUGUUCCCCAUGCGAGUUACUAAGGAAUUAGAUUCAUGGCCUGAGAAAAAUGUUCGCCAGAGAAUUUGGAUGAGUGUGGAUGAAGCUAGAGAAGUAUGCGCACAUCCAUGGAUGAAGAAGGCUCUGGAUGAAUUCGUUCGUCGACUAGUUCUGCAGCAACAAAAGGAGGAGGAAAACCAGACAAGCUGCGCCAUUCAGUUCUUUAGGACGGAGGAACAGAGAAUUGUAGGCAUUGGAGCUCAGAAUGGAGAGGAAGAAGUUGGACUGUUGCCCUGUUAAUCAGAUUCAUCAUCCACGUCCUUCCAACUCCAAGAUGAGCCGCAGAAGAUUAGAAGUAGCAGCAGUUAGAGAGAAGAAGACGAUGGUGUACAAUUUACAACCACCCCUCAAUUCUUUGAUUCAUCAUACAGAUGUUUUUCUUUUUCAUUUCUUUUCUUUGGUCUUCCUUUUCCUCCCCUCUUAACGACGCAUGAUGUUCUUGAGCUUGUAAUAUCAUGGCAACUGGGACGUUGUGUGAACAUUAAUCUUCAAUCCAAUUCUUUCAUUCAUACA